UGUUUGUAUUUUGUUUUCGCGGGAACAGUGGAAGAUGAGUUCUUGUUGUUCUUUUGCAUUAGUGUGUUUAAAAUACCAGUACAGCAAGUAAUGUUUUUGUAAAUGACAUUUUUGUUGUAGUUAUGGCAUCAAGUAAUGAACUUGGCCCAAAAAGUGAGAAGCGUGUGACUUUCAAAGAUGACAUAAGACUUAAUACACAAGUGUCAGUUCCAUCUCGGAUACCCGUUAGAUCAAACUCCGUAUCACGGCAUAGCUGUAGCUCAAAAACUGGAGCAAUUAAAAAAUCGCCCAAGAAAUCUCAGGCGAAAAAAUCGUUAGUUAGAAAUGUCGAGCAACCAGUAUCAGUCAGCCGACAUAAGGGACUAUCCCAAUGUGUCGAUGUCCAUAGUUUGUAUUCAACAACAAGCAGUAAAACUAGUGACUUAGGCGAACCUCCGCAUAAAUAUGCUGUCCCAGAAUUGUACACAACCUUAUGCUUGGCAAAUGAAAUCCGUAAAACAGCUCAAACAGUACCAAAGGCGACGAUCAAAAGCACCAAGGAUUUACCACCUGUAAAAUGUCAAGUAGCGGAAGAAACGAUUGCCAAGAAAUUGAAUUUUCCUAUCGAGGAACAUCUGUACCGGGACUUGAUAGCCCUUAACGUGCGUGAAGAAGACAUUGUUCCUGCCAUUGGAGACCGUCCUUCAUCUCGGGUAUGGAAAAAGUUUCCUAAAGACAAAGAACCACAACUGUCAGACUUUUUCAAACCACAGCCAAUGCCAGAAUACUGUUGUAUACCAAAGGUGACUGUAAAACCAAUAGGAAAGAUUCAAAGUUACGAUGGUUUGUCACUGUACAAGCGCCAACAACUUUGGAACAUGAGCAGGCCUGAAGAUACCUGAUCGUGAUGUGGCAUUUGUGGUUUAUGAUUACAGGCUGAAAACAAUUGCGUAAGAGAUUCCGUGUGUCAUCAUUGCUGAUACACUUUCUUUCGGGUUGAUUUACCCUUAGAUUAUGCAAAUGAGAGUUCUGCUAAUUGUUGUAUUCUUCAUUUGCAUAGGUUGGAGAAGCUCCCGAAAAUAUGCUGUUUUGUCCUUGCGGCUUGCAGUUGAUUUCUGCUAGACAUACUGCUAAUUGUAUAAAGACGAUUUCACUGUUUGCUGCUAUUGUGUUUAGUGAAAGUGACGUGUAUGCGUAUCAUAUGUGCCAGAGACUGUGCAUGUAAUUAAUUUUUCUUUUGAAAUGCCUAAAUCCACUAUUGACUCUUGAAAUAUGUGAUGAAACCAUGUACUUUUAAGUUAAGCAUUUUCUUAUCAUUGACUAGAUAUUUAUUGAAGAAUUCCUUAAAAGUAAUGCUUCUUUUGCUGUCUCACAAGGCAUCUUCAUUGAUAGAAAAUGUAAUUUUAAUGUGUCUAGGUAUGCUAUCUUAGGAAAAAUAUAGUAUACAAUUAAUUCUAAUGUAAUGAACUUGGUUUAUGACUGUGUAAUAUAAAGGGAAAUAAGUUUAGCCUAGCUGGCAGAUGUAAUGCUACUGGGAAAAUUGUGCACAGUAAGUAGAGAGACCCACUUACCUGAAAGUGAAGUAACCUUUCUGUAGUGGAAGUUUUAAUUCUUACUACAAACUGAAAUUAUAGCUUAAACAAUUGCAAGGCAGAGCUAGCCAGAGUGCAUAAAAAUGUUAUCGAAUGUUAGUAAUGAAACCUCAUUGACUUGUUUGCCAAGUCACAGAACUUGAGGCAAGGAGUGGAAAUGGUACACUAAUCUCCAGCAUUGGUAUUUUCUAUUACUGUGCUUUCAUUCACUAAGGUUCUCUUUGAUACCACAUUCCUUCUGGUGGUUAAACCUAUAUCUCAGUGUAUCCUAGAGUGACAUUAGAUUAUUUACCCAUACUUUAUACUAAACAUGAUAGCCAAAUGGAAACUUUAUGCUCCUUCUUUCUGUGAAGUUCCAUCCGAGAUAACUGACCACUGCAGUCCUCUAGCCUAAUUGUGUAACAUGCAUACGUUUAACUAUAUGCAGUACAGAUGCUGAUGACUGCACCAUGUAUCUAAUGCGAGGAUUAUACUUCAGUAACCAUGUGGUUCUGAAAGGAAAGAAAACUGUAAAACAUUGUGACAACACGGCCCUAGUUGCAGACAUAUGAAAUAUCUAAGGAAAUAAUACAACCAUUUCCUCUCAAGUGGUUCAAUUGGAAUAAAAUCUUUAUUCUGUAGUACUGAUUCAUUUUGACUGUCAGUGAUUGAUGACUGCAUGUAUAUCAUAGCAGUAACGAUCUAGAUACAACAGAAAUCAAAAGAAUAAAAAUGUCUUA
Messenger RNA from Schistocerca cancellata (South American locust), 2290 nucleotides. RefSeq lists its product as uncharacterized. Bases 123 to 881 code for a protein of 252 amino acids. The record is from RefSeq and is a predicted model, not a curated record. Lineage: Eukaryota; Metazoa; Arthropoda; Insecta; Orthoptera; Acrididae. The transcript is spliced from 2 exons.